AUGGACGCGGACGCUGCGGCGGCGCCAUGCAGGAAGCCGGCGUCCCACUCCCUCCCGCAGCCGCCCCUGCUGUUCGCCGUCCGCGCGCGCUCCGGCCGGGUGGCCGACCUGGGCGCCGGCGGCGCAGCGUUCUCGGGCCCGCCGGACACGCCGCCGCCGCCGCCCGCGCUGUUCGCCGUCCGCGCGCGCUCCGGCCGGCUGGCCGACCUGGGCGCCGGCGGCGCAGCGUUCUCGGGCCCGCCGGACACGCCGCCGCCGCCGCCCGCGCUGUUCGCCGUCCGCGCGCGCUCCGGCCGGCUGGCCGACCUGGGCGCCGGCGGCGCAGCAUUCUCGGGCCCGCCGGACACGCCGCAGCGCCCCUCGCUCGUCACCGUGCCGUUCCUCUGGGAGGAGACGCCCGGGAUGCCCAAGGCGUCGCCUACCGCCUGCGCCGCCGCAACGACUCCGGCUGCUGCCAACGCUGGCCCCGUUCCCGAAGGCGAAACUGGCGAUCAUCAGGACAGCAGCGGCCACGCGGACGAGGCGCGCCCCCUGCCGCUGAAGCUGCCCCCGCGGCUGCAGCAGGUGCCAGCGUCGUUCGCCGCGGCGGACACCCGUCAGGGCAGCGGCCACGCGGACCAGGCGCGUCCACUGCCGCUGAAGCUGCCCCCGCGGCUGCAGCAGGUGCCAGCGUCGUUCACCACGGCGGACACCCCGCUGUCGUCCCCCAAGACCGUGUUCCAGGGCCCCUACUACGCCCGCUCCGGCGGCGGCAGGAGGAUGCCGAGGUGGGCCCGGAGCGGCGGCGCUGCGUUACGACGGACGACGAGCGCCGGCGUGGCACUCUUCUCUCGGACCUGGAGCAAGCGUAGGGCGGCGGCGGGAAGCAACAAACACACAUGCGGCUACCAUGAGCGCGACGCGGCGGGUACGGACGCCCCGUGGUGCUCGCCGGGGUCGUCGGACUCCUCGUCAUCCGUGUCCACCUGUUUCGGCGGCGACGAUCACCGUCGCGGGAGGCCCAACGGCGGGCGCGAGGUCUCCUCGGAGGAGGACGAUGGCUCCCCGAGGGUCUCGGUGAGGAUCACCAGGUUUAGGAGGAACCGGAGCCUCCCCAGCAUGACCACGUCUAACCUCUGGGUACGUGGUCGUUUCUGCUCUGCUUUCUUGUGCCCAGCAUGCUCUGUUUUUAUUGAAAAUGAAAAAGACCAAUGGUCAGGGUGCAUUUCUGUGCUUUCUCAACUUUUGGAUUUUUGA
Miscanthus lutarioriparius is the source of this 1236-nucleotide messenger RNA. The record is from the annotation of a GenBank genome assembly. NCBI's taxonomy places the organism in Eukaryota, Viridiplantae, Streptophyta, Magnoliopsida, Poales, Poaceae.